AAAUACCACUCUUUUUUUCUCAGCCCCCAAACGUGCUUCAACCAAAUCCUUCAUCACUCUCUUUCUCUCUCAGAAAAAAAUAUCAAUAAAUAUACUUUUUAUUAAGAAACAAAAUUAGCCUCCUCCACUGCCGGGAAAAUUCACCAUUUUCCGGGAAAAUGGUUUCCCCGGAAAACACCAAUUGGCUUUUCGAUUACGGCUUGAUCGACGACGACAUUCCCGGCUCCGAUGGCUCCUUCACGCUCUCCGCUUCCGCCUUCAACUGGCCUCCACCACCACAGCCCUCCAAUGUCGGGGUUGAAAUUGAUGGCUCCCUGGGGGAUUUUGAUGGGCUCAAAGAUCCUGGUGUGAAGAAGAGGGGUAGAACUGAUUCAUGUGCACCUUCUAGCUCUAAAGCUUGCCGGGAGAAGUUGCGGAGGGAUAAACUGAAUGACAAGUUUGUCGAAUUAGGCUCCAUCUUGGAGCCUGGAAGGCCUCCCAAAACAGACAAGGCUGCUAUUCUUAUAGAUGCAGUUCGAGUGGUGACGCAGUUGCGAGGUGAAGCCCAGAACUUGAAAGACUCAAAUACAAGUCUUCAAGAAAAGAUAAAAGAGUUAAAGGCUGAGAAGAAUGAGCUUCUUGAUGAGAAACAGAGGCUUAAAGCAGAGAAAGAGAAGUUGGAGCAGCAGGUGAAAUUAAUGAAUGUUCAACAACCUGGUUUCUUGCCAGCCCCUCCUACAAUUCCUGCUGCAUUUUCUGCACUUGGUCAAGCCCCUGGCAGCAAGUUUGUGCCUUAUGGUUACCAUCCAGGAGUUGCCAUGUGGCAAUUUUUGCCGUCUGCUGCCGUGGAUACCUCACAGGACCAUCAACUCCGACCACCAGCUGCCUAAGUUGGCAUUGUACAAUUACUUGGCCUUCCAUUCUGGCCCAGAAAUUGUAUUAAUUUACCCUAAAAUUCUUGCCUUUUAGCAGUCUACCAAGUAUUCUAACUGGAAUCAGUGGUGACUUUGACUGUAUUUGGCAUCUGAUACUAUUAUGAAGUAAUGCUGGUAUUUGCAUGUA
Molecule: messenger RNA, 1041 nt
Organism: Lotus japonicus
Lineage: Eukaryota; Viridiplantae; Streptophyta; Magnoliopsida; Fabales; Fabaceae
Product: transcription factor ILR3-like
Exons: 5
Coding region: 159-869 (236 amino acids)
Biological process (GO): regulation of DNA-templated transcription; intracellular iron ion homeostasis
Molecular function (GO): protein dimerization activity; DNA-binding transcription factor activity
Source: RefSeq, a predicted model, not a curated record